UCCUCAGCAGGGGAGGAUGAACACCGCGGAUGGCGGCCCCGCAGAGCGUCACCUCGCGCCGUCUGGCUGGGCUGGACCAGAAGGACGCGCGGCUGCCUCCUUCCCUGGCUAGCAGCCACAGCGGGCAGAUCUCCUUCGCUAAUUCCCCAUCGCCAGCCAGAGAAGCCAAUUCCACCAUUCCCUCCAUGUUCAUGACGGCGGUCGCGCAGAUUCAAGCGCGAGCGCAGACGCUCUUGCGAGCCGCUAUAGCCAGCGAGCGAGCUAAACUCUGGCCUAAGGCAAUAGAGCAUUAUAGAAGACUGCUAAACUGCAUGAGUCAAAGGAAUUUUCCUAUACAAUAUGUUCCUGGUCCUACCUGUAAAUUGUUGGUGUUUGAAACAUAUUAUCAUAUAGGUGUAGCUUUCCAAAAUAUGCAUAACCAUCAAGAAGCUUUGGAAGAGUUUUCUUUUGCAUUAGAAACUGCACAUAUUCCCAAGAACGUCUGUCAAGUUGGUUGUGCUUCUGGGUCUUUCUAUCAGAUACCUGUUUUAGCAAGGAGAGCUUAUUCAUAUGUGAAAUGUGGCAAGAUUAAAGAAGCUAUACGUGAUUCCACAAGAGCUGUUAAUUUAGAUUCUUCAAAUCCUUUUUAGGCCUGCCUCACAGAAACAUUGGAGUACUGCAUGGAGACGUUCCGCCAGGACUGCCGCUGAUUCCCCCGCAAUCAGGAUGUCAUCAAAAUAUGGGCAGAUGCAACUUCCGGUUCCGGUUUGCGGUCUCACUAGUUGCACGGGGAGAUUUCUCUCCUCGUCAGCUAGGUUUCCCUCUGUCAGUGGACCCUUAUACGGGUCCAAAGUCACCCUGGAGGAUGUGACUUCCAUCAAGGAGGUUGCUGUCCAGCUGCGGAGGAGUGGCAGCUCCUCCAGCUGUCUAGACGAAUCUCCGAGGGCCGACGGAGAAGAAGAUCGGCCAGUAAAAUGGCCGAUCGCCCUGCCACUUCAGACCAUAAGUCAGACAACAUCUAAGCGUUGAGUGCCCCCGUGGUGAAUCCGGGUGAGAAUUUUUUUCUUCUUUUUCUCUCUUUUUUUACCUUUUUUGUUUGGGUAUCUGUAAGAGCCUUUGGAAUUAUUUCCCUGGCUUGGAAAGACGACUUCUGCUUUUUUUGGGGAAGAAAGGCAUUCUAUAAAUACUGAAAGACUAUUUACUUCUAUUUGGAUACUAAAAAGGAAAAAGGAUGGAAAAGGUUUUCUCUCUCCUCUCUUUUUAAGAACUGUUUUAUUUCUAUAUAUAUGUAUAUAUGUAUAUAUUGGAAAAUUUG
Messenger RNA from Crotalus tigris (Tiger rattlesnake), 1294 nucleotides. RefSeq lists its product as uncharacterized. The record is from RefSeq and is a predicted model, not a curated record. The transcript is spliced from 6 exons. Gene Ontology annotation, molecular function: protein binding. The coding region runs from base 30 to 629 and encodes 199 amino acids. NCBI's taxonomy places the organism in Eukaryota, Metazoa, Chordata, Lepidosauria, Squamata, Viperidae.